CGACUUUCUCACUUUCUUCGUACGCUUCUUACUGGCGAAACACAAGAGCCCACAAAGGAUUAUGACAAGUGCUGGCAACUGGAUUUCCGAGGAGCUGGAACCAGCUACUCUACUGUCGAUUCAGGAGGAUAAUGGUAUUGUUACCAAGGUGUACGUGGCGCCCUGUUUGCAGCCGAUAAAAGAGGAGAAAGUUUUCCUGGAGGACAACACGCAACGCUUCCACUGUCCGCUUUGCUCUAAUGUGAUUCGCACGGCCGGUGCCUACAAGGUCCAUCUGAUGGCCUGCCAAAGACGCUUGGCACGCAUGAUGAAGGAUGUGCCGGACGUGUCCCAGCAUCAGUGCAACAUUUGCAAGAAAAUCUUCUCCUCGGUGGAUGCCCUGAUCGGCCACAGGCUCCUGCAUGGAAGCCCAUCAAUGAAUCGCACCUGUGCAUCCUGCCAUGUCAAGUUCGGGACGGAUCUGGAGUAUCGCACCCAUUUGGAGAGCCAUCUGAUACCGUGCGAGUCCACGGAUGAAUCCUACGAAGGGGCGUACACCAUCACCAAGACCUUCAAUUGCGUCUUUUGUCGCACGGAGUUCAAGGCCUGCUUUAAGCCUGGCCAAGUGACCCGUCGAUACGCGUGCGACGCAUGUAUCGUAAGGCUGAAGGCCCAGGAGGAGGAGAAAAAGAUCUUAGGGAAGAGAAGGCCCGAAUUAAUCUGUGAUCGUUGUGGGAAAAAGUACAAAUAUGAGGGUUUCCUUCACCGUCAUCUGAAAACUUGCCAGAUGCCGGAUAAAUGCAAAAGAAAGCGUGAGAUUGAAAUCACCGAGGUCAGCGAGGUAACAUUUACAGAAGUUGUGCAAAGUUUUAAUAAUUGAUUAUACAAAUUCGCACAUUUUAAUUUUAAAUUAAAUAAAUAUAUUUUUUAAUUGU
Molecule: messenger RNA, 914 nt
Organism: Drosophila melanogaster (fruit fly)
Lineage: Eukaryota; Metazoa; Arthropoda; Insecta; Diptera; Drosophilidae
Exons: 1
Coding region: 62-859 (265 amino acids)
Source: RefSeq, marked reviewed